AUGGGUGCUACUAAAACAACAGUACAAGGUAAGAAAUCAAAUUUCAAGUUACUACUUACUACCAAAAGGGUUGAAGUUGAUUCUGGAUUGAAAAAGUAUGAAUUUAUAGAAAAAGCAUCCCACUUUGAUGAGAAUGAGUGCUCUAAUUCAAAGGAAAAAUCCUCUAUGACAGGUUCCAUCAAGAGAGGACCACAAGGUAUUAUCGAGGGCCAUAAAGAGAAAAGGCAGAAGAUAGAUCGGAAAACAUCUCUUCUGUGUACUGCCAUUCUGAAGAGUCUAACAUCCCACAGACAUGGCUGGGCUUUUAAUAAGCCAGUGGAUCCUGUGGCAUUGAAUAUUCCAGAUUAUUUUACAGUCAUAUCUCAUCCCAUGGAUUUAGGCACUAUUAAAUCCAAGCUGGAAAAAAAUAUUUACUUUAGCAUUGAGGAAUUUGCAGCUGAUGUUAGAUUGACCUUUUCAAAUGCCAUGACAUAUAAUCCUCCUAUGAAUGCUGUUCAUUUAAUGGCAACGGAGCUCAAAAAAAUAUUUGAGAGAAAAUGGAAAGACUUGGAGAAAAAAUGCAAGUGUGAAAAUGAGAAUGAAAAAAAUUUGACUGGAGCAGUGAGGGGACAUGUGAGAAAAUUUUGUAAUAGGAUGCGUCCCCUGCAAAAGGAUACCUUGCCCAAAAAGAUGCAAGUACCUGAAAUGAAAGAAAUUCAGAAGAUUAGUUCAUUGGAUGGAAGACAUGCUAAAGUUGAGGUUCCUAAGUCGUUACAGACUCGUUGCAAAUUGAUUCAGAAAAACUUACACAAAGUAUGUGAAGGGGCUGCAAGUUGUCUCGAUAGUGAACAUGGAUGUUAUACUUCUCACCUUACAUCACCUGUUACUGAUUCCCUUUCUAGAGAAGAAUGGAGCACUCCUGUUUAUGAUGUACUGUUAUCACCCAAACAGGCUAUCCGUGUUGCUACACUGAAGCGCCGCUUUGCAGAUACUAUCCGUAAAGCACAAAAUGAAACACUUUUGGACCAGCAUUAUUCCCCAACUCCUUUUGCCUUUCUUUGUUUAGGGUGUGAAAAUGAAGAUGCAAAAGGAAAGGGAAAGGAAGCAGCAUGA
Gastrolobium bilobum is the source of this 1092-nucleotide messenger RNA. Its product is annotated as transcription factor GTE12-like. Lineage: Eukaryota; Viridiplantae; Streptophyta; Magnoliopsida; Fabales; Fabaceae. The transcript is spliced from 5 exons. The coding region runs from base 1 to 1092 and encodes 363 amino acids. Gene Ontology annotation, molecular function: protein binding. The record is from RefSeq and is a predicted model, not a curated record.